AUGAGUAAAGAACCUGACAAAGAUAAAUCAAGUGUCGCAUCAGGGCUUGAUCUUAAUCGUGCUCCACCAUCCAUAUCACCAAUAUCAUUAUAUCAAGAAAUUUUACCACCAGACGGUAUUGAACAAGAAACAUUUAUUCAGCAAGUUCGUAGUGACAUAAUACGUAUAAAUGAUGUAAUGAAAACAAUAUCAAGUAUUUAUAAUCUUGAACUAAUUUAUAUUGAAUUAAUGAAAGAAGAUGGAGAAAAAUUAAAAACAAAUGAAGAAUUAUUUCAAGAAGCUUAUGAUGCACUUGAAAAAGCUGAUGAUAAUGAAGAAGAAGAAGAAGAAAAAGAAAAAGAAAAAGAAAUUGUAGAUUUAUUUAAAAGUGAUCGAAAAAAACAUCUUGGUGAUACAAGUAUUUAUGAUCCAGUUGCAUUAUUCGAUAAAAAUAUUCUCGUACCUGGAAAACCAAAUUUUACUCUUUCAUAUAAAUCGAAAACAUAUCGUUUUGCUAAUGAAGAUAAUCGAAGUUUAUUGUUACAAACACCACUUAAAUAUCUAACAAUGAAUAAACCACCAAAAUUACCUGCUAUGCGUAUAGUUAUUAUUGGACCUGAAGGUGCUGGUAAAAGUUUACAUGGACGUGAAUUAGCUAUGAAAUAUAAUACAUUUCAUAUAAAAUUUCGUGAUCGUUUACAAGAAUUAAUUAUUGGUAAAACGAAAAUGAAAAUAGGACCUGAAUAUAAUGAAACACGAGAUGAACCUGAUCCAGAAGAAGGAGGAGAACAAAAAGCAGAAAAACCAAUUGAUGAAACUGAAGAAUUAACAGCUGAAGAAGAAAAUAUUAAAGCAUAUUUACAAGAUGGUGAACUAUUAGCAUCUGAAAUUCUUGAUAAAAUUGUUAAACCAUGGUCGACAGAAGAACCAUUUCGUUCACGUAGUAUUGUUCUUGAAGGUUUUCCAUCAACAGAAGAUGAAACUGUUUAUAUGAUUGAUAAUCAAUGA
Messenger RNA from Rotaria sp. Silwood2, 987 nucleotides. NCBI's taxonomy places the organism in Eukaryota, Metazoa, Rotifera, Eurotatoria, Philodinida, Philodinidae. The record is from the annotation of a GenBank genome assembly.